Lachancea dasiensis is the source of this 591-nucleotide messenger RNA. The record is from the annotation of a GenBank genome assembly. Lineage: Eukaryota; Fungi; Ascomycota; Saccharomycetes; Saccharomycetales; Saccharomycetaceae.
AUGUAUGUGUCUGAUGAGAACAUGCACUUCACACAACCUGGGACACCCAUUAGGCUCGAGGUCCAGGUGCUCGUGUGCACCCUCGCUACCAGCCUUGAGAGAGUUCCAGUGCCGUUUUAUACAAUGGACAACGUGGCUCGAUAUGUAUCUGUCCAGCUUACGAGUGCGAAGCGGUCGUGGGACGAACAUGGCCUGGCUCGCGUCGAUCCUUUGUCGUUCCUGUUGGGUUCUGCGGUGACGGUUCUCUGUGUGUUAAUGGAACCGGUGGCCAGGGCGCUGGUCGGGGGCGUCUUGGUGGGUGUCCUUACACUCGUGAAGUAUGCAGUUCUGAUCACGGCUAUUGGCCUGUGUGGUUACGUACUGACGGUUCAAAAACACGAGGCUCCAGCCGCUGGUCCCACGCCGAACCCUGCGGAUCGUAGCAGCCACGAAAAGGCUGUUCGAGAGCAGUUUUUACAGGGAGCCGCCCCUGUGGAGGACGAUUUCGAGGUCGUCGGAUACAACGAGCUGCAGGUACAUCCCGAACGUCCCCCCAAAGCUGUAAAGAGGGAAAGCACGUACGAGAAGUUUGUGAAACAAGCCCGCGGGUAA